Messenger RNA from Prorocentrum cordatum, 2265 nucleotides. The record is from the annotation of a GenBank genome assembly. NCBI's taxonomy places the organism in Eukaryota, Dinophyceae, Prorocentrales, Prorocentraceae.
AUGCUCUACGAGGUGCUGGGCCCUGAUGUCAUGCUUGGCGAACAGAACUGCUCCAUCAUAGCCCAGGCCACUAAUCGGCCACAGGCGUUCUCCACAGCCGCCAUUAAUCUCCACAAUCGGCCCAGCGAGCUGGAGGCGAUGAAAGUACUCUCCUCAGAGAUCAAGAACGCAAAGGCGGACGGCAGCGACACAAUCACCUACGAGAGCGUGAUGCAAGCGGCAGGUGCCCGAUUGGGGAGCUUCACCUCCGACCCCUCCUUCUGCGACUUCUUCAACUUCAUCCUGAACCUGGGCGCCGAUGGAGGCCCUCACAUACGGGAACUCAUCGACUUCGUCGAGACGUACGUCAAUUCUGCUACGAGAAUGCUGCGCCUGCCUGCGUUCGGCCUCGCGGGGGAGGUGAGCACGCAGUUCCCCCGCGUGAAGGUGGCCAUCAUCAUGCGGGCCUACAGGUUGCCGCCCAAGAAGGCUUCCAAACAGACGGGGGCGCCAGGCUGGUGCAUCAGGCCCGAAUAUGCGUGGAAGCAACGAACCCUGGAGCCGCAGUUGCGGCUCAUGGAGGAUGUUCUCCACGCGCGCCACGUGGCCCUGAGAACCGACAUCGCGAAGCACCUGGACAACAAGGCCUCGGCGGUGGUUCAGUUUCUGACCAACAUCAACAUCCAGUGCGCCAGCGCUAUGGCUGUCGUGGUCAAGGGGGCCAACCCCUCGACGGCGAAGGCCCGCCAGGCGCUCUUGCAGGGGUGCAAGGCGGCGUGCGCGAACGCCCUACCGACAGAAAGAGCUGCGGCGCUCAUGGCAACCUUCCAGGCACAGGAGGACUGGAAUUGGUUCGACUUUGCAACGCUGCCGCCCGAAGAAAAGACAACCGCAACGUCGGUUCAGGAAAAGGGGGGCGGGCCCGCCGUGCAGCCCGUGGCGAUCAUUUUCAACGCGAUCACUGGGCGCCCCGAGAACGAACAGGCCACCGUUAAGAAGGGGGAGAGGCCAGCGAUGUGGUUGCCACUGCCAGUCACGGAGUGGUUGGGCCAGGCAGCCGCCAGGGACAUGGGCAAGAAGGACGCAUACAUGGGAGCGGUGCUGCACGUGCUACGGGAGAAGCACUUGGAAGUGAACGUAGUCAUCGGCGGUCGGGUCGUCUGCGCCCGAAUCCCAGUGGCGACCAACGCGGUGGAUCUCCAGGCGGGCGAGGAACUGAUCAUGGAAGACACGCAUGUGAAGAGGAAGAAGGAUGGGGAGCUGGAGAGCAAUGCUGCGCGGUGCCGCCGCAGCGUACCGGCUCCAGCGCAGACGCUCGUUCCCUUCGGCUCCGUUUGCGCGGCGGGCGACGCAGUGGCGUCCAUGGGGCAGUCGAAGAGCGCGCGUGCUUCCCCCCAGUGGGAACCCGUGCAGCUGGGCGAACGAUUCUCUGUCUGGGGCGGUCGGUUGACAGAGCCGCGCGCGCUCUUGGAGACCGAGGCGAUCUCUACCGUCGCAGGGCGCGUGAAGUUCGCCCACUUCUCUCUGGGCCUGCCGCGGGUAGUCCAUGCGCUCGGCAACGCGCUCAGGACGGGAGAGGGCGCCGUGGACGCCAUGGGCGCCCUGCCCGACCUGCCCGAUCCCGCGGCGGCAGAUCCCGUAGCGGCAGCGAAAAAGAAACAAACGGUGCUGGGGCGCGUCGUUGUCUGUUCCGUGUGUGAGAAGUGCCCGCUCGAGUUCUCCGAUAUGACGGACGAGAGGGAGGUGUGCCUGACCUCGUCCAAGAAGAAAGAGUACUGGAUCCGCGAGACGGACGUGCCCUGGCUCUUCGGGCGGCCCAGGUCCGAGUGCGAUCUGGCGGGGGCCCCGCUGGUUCAGAACCCAGGCGACGAAUGCGCCGCAGCGGCGGCUGCCGCUAACGGGGCGGACUCGCAAGGUAGCCUGCCCUCUGGAGAGAGCGCGGGCUUACAGACACCGACAAAAGCCGCCAGUCCACCAGUUCCUGUGGACCAGGUGGUCAGUGCCCAGGGCGCCGCGCACGCUGGCUACGCGCGCCGAUGGCUGUUCCCCACCAAGGAAUGCAAGGGCGCGUGGGGGGGAACGGUCACGCGCGCAGGGGGCUCGCGCGGGAAGGUUGUCGUGUGCCAGCUGGCCACUUUCACCCGCGCGAAGUGGCUGCAAGUUUGCGGCGGCGGCGAGCCUCCCUGCGCGUGGCACAGGGCCAGUCAUCUGCAGAAGAAGGGGGCCUGCAGGCCCUACCUGGAAGCGCGCGUGGCCGCGUUGAUGCAGAAACUUCCUGCAGCCUAA